Messenger RNA from Hymenoscyphus albidus, 2103 nucleotides. The record is from the annotation of a GenBank genome assembly. NCBI's taxonomy places the organism in Eukaryota, Fungi, Ascomycota, Leotiomycetes, Helotiales, Helotiaceae.
AUGGCUUCCUACGAAGAUGACACGUGUGCCACAUCGGCCGAUUUUCUCGAGGAUGUAGACAUGGACGAUCUGGACCAUGGGACGAGAGAAGGACAAGGCGAUCGACUUCUGCCAGGCCAUAAUGAGGUAGAUGACGAGAAGCUUGUUGAGGUCAAUGGUGUACUCUACAAGGAGGAAUGGCAUCUGCGCCCCAUCUGGGGGAUCCUCGCGUCGAUUUUGGUGGUAUUAACCACCUUCUUCGCACUGAUUGUACUUGCCCGGACCUUUAUUAUCCAUAAAGACGUAUUGGAAGAGUCAGUGGAAAUCCAGGGGCUUGGAGGCUUUCGACGGCCGCCAACCGAUUAUAUAUUGGAUCCGGCUUGGAAUUUUGAUGCGCCAAAGCAACGAAGAGAAUACAAAUGGACCUUGACAGAUAUUGUUGGAAACCCGGAUGGCGUUUUUCGUCCCAUGUUGACCGUGAACGGAAUGUUUCCGGGUGAGAUGAUUGAGUGCAAUGUUGGGGACACCAUUGUUAUCCAUGUGGACAAUCAGAGCAAAAAUGCAAGUUCAAUCCACUUUCAUGGACUUUUCCAAAAUGGCACGAAUUAUAUGGACGGGGCGGCUGGGGUCACGCAAUGUCCUAUCGCACCUGGCCGCAAGUUUCGAUACGAAUUCACCAUCACCGGCCAGCAUGGCUCAUAUUAUUAUCAUGGCCAUCAAGCCGUGCAGGCCUCAGACGGGCUGUACGGACCUUUGAUAGUUCAUUCCCCAGAGGAGAGAAAACUGCAAAAAACCCCAUACGCUUCGGAUCGAGUUUUGAUGUUGCAAGAUUACUACCAUGAUAUGAGCAGUGGGCUUUUGGCCAGCUCGCUGGAACCUGGUAGCGAGUCUUCUCCAAUCCCAGAUGGAGCUCUGAUCAAUGGUUUGAAUAAAAGAGACUGUUCCAAGCUUCCUCAUCGGAUGUGUGACAACUCUACGUGCACAUCACCACAGUUUGAUUUGGCCACCAACGAGAAUCAUCGUCUACGGCUUAUCAACGUAGGUGCUUUUGCUUGGUUUCAAGUGUCUAUUGAUGAGCAUCAAUUUAAUAUUACAGAAGUUGAUGGAACUGACAUCAUGCCCGCCAACGAUACAAGAUUGAUGAUCGGCCCCGCUCAGCGGUAUAGCAUCAUCUUGAAAGCAGAUCAAACAUCUAGCAAUUCGUUUUGGCUCCGUGCUAGAAUGGUAUCUCAUUGUUGGUCGAAUCCGGAACUACCUGGCCCAGGAGCAGAUGAAGUAAUGGCCGCUAUACAGUACAUCCCAGCAGGAAAAAGGAGAAAUAAAAAAGCUGUAAUGGUACAACCGACGUCAAGAGCUCGGAGGCAGGGAAUGGAAGUUGAAUGUAGAGACAUGAAUACGACUACUUAUAUUCCUACAGAAUUUCUACCGGCACCGGCUUAUGCAGACCAUAGUUAUUACCUUCGGUCUAACCUUGAGAUUGGCGACUGGAGACUUGAACGAGGAUUUUUUAACUCAUCCACCUUUCGUCCGAAUCUCCAACAACCAACUUUACACCGAUCUGUGGAUGGACUAAGCAGCAGAAAUGAAUCAUUUAUAGCGAGCACUGAGAUAAACGGAGUCAACUCUGUAGCGUACGAUUUGAAAAACGAUUUCCUGAUCCAACACUAUGGAGUCAAGACUGUGGAUGUCAUUAUCCAGAAUUUUGAUGAGGGAAAUCAUCCCCUACACCUUCAUGGCCAUAAAUUUUGGAUUCUAGGUCAGGGACAUGGCAUGUUUCCUGGUUAUGAGUCCCUAGGACUGAAACCAGAGGGAAAAGGUGUUGCUGAAGGGUGUGAGGGAGUGUUGGAUAACCUGAUGCGGCGGGAUGUUGCAACGGCCGAAGGGUUCGGUUGGUUGGCGUUCAGGUUUAUUGCAGAUAACCCUGGUGUAUGGGCUUUCCAUUGCCAUAUGGCGUGGCAUUCCGAGGCUGGUCUUUCCAUGCAAUUCCUGAGCCGAGUUGAUGAAGUUGCCCAAUGGCGAAUUCCCGAGGCCAAUCGUGAACUGUGUUCUGCGAAGAUCGAGGAUUUGGAGAAGGGAGCAGCACCAAAGGACAGUCAGUGGUUUGGAUUUGGUAUUGGUGGUUGA